Cantharellus anzutake is the source of this 703-nucleotide messenger RNA. RefSeq lists its product as uncharacterized. The record is from RefSeq and is a predicted model, not a curated record. Lineage: Eukaryota; Fungi; Basidiomycota; Agaricomycetes; Cantharellales; Hydnaceae. The transcript has a single exon. Bases 153 to 611 code for a protein of 152 amino acids.
GUAGCUGACUCUAUAUCCCCAGCUUCUCUGAACUACAGCAUGGGACAAAAACAUUCCGCGCUCAAACAUCGAUGCUGGUGGCCAUUUUUAGCCGAGUACCUACGGUAUGCGUAGAGCUUAGGAGCGCUUUUGACGCAAUAUGGGAAUAGUUUAUGCAACUUUCUAGGGUUCUUCGGGUCGGUGAGAUCUCUCUCAUCCCUCAUCUAUGUCUGAUUUGUUUUUCAGUGCGACCCAUGAAGCUUCCCCAAUCAGAUCAGUCCCCUGACCGCCCGAAUCCUUUUAAGCCUCUUGUUAUGUCUAAUUAUGCUUAUCUCGGGGCGAACGCGAAGGAUGCGGGAAAAGUGAUUCCCAAGUCGACCAAGGACGUUGACAAUCUUAAUGGAAUCGCAACGGUUGAGGCUACCACCUCUGUUCCCAGCAAAGACGGGUGCCCACCGGGCACAGUACCAAUGAAACAACACUUGCGCCCCAUGUUGCCCUCGUCGAAGACUGGCUUAGGCGCUCAUCGAUCGGGGCCACUCUAUCACCCCGUGGGGGUAUCUACUCAGACAGCCCCUCUGUGGUCUUUACUGAGGAAGCGGAAAGUGCAUCGAAGAAGGCUAGGAAAUUAGAAACCAAGAAGAAUAAAAGGAACUGAGAAAAAGACGAGAUUGAUGACAUCUUUGGCUCGCUUUGACGAGUACCUUUCGGAUACCAUACGUUC